Cuscuta europaea is the source of this 1994-nucleotide messenger RNA. Lineage: Eukaryota; Viridiplantae; Streptophyta; Magnoliopsida; Solanales; Convolvulaceae. The record is from the annotation of a GenBank genome assembly.
UGAAAUUGCCGGGGAUUUAUUUGGCAAAGUCGCGCUCUGACCGGACCUCCUUCCGGCGCAGCUCAGUUUAGGUUUACUAACCGAUCAAGAUUCAAGGUUUGGCGAAUUCGGGAAGUACCGGAAACGGAGGAGGUAAAACUAUCAGAAUGUACAUCUUAAAACUAAUUUGAGCCGAAUUGUUUUCAAGUCGCUACUUCGUUUCUGGUUCGAGUUUCUUUGAGUUCAAUUUUGCGGUUGAACUCCAUGUGAUUCUUUCUGAAGUUCAUGAUACUCCUUUAGAAUUUGCAAUAGAAAUAAUGGAAAACAUAUUAUGCGUAUUGACCCUUUUUACUAAGAAUAUUUGGAUGCGUUCUUUCCAGUAGGGCAUUCAUCAUGGAGUGGUCGUGGGUAAAAAAGAUACAAUUAAAUGAUAGAUUAGGUGAAAAAAUUUAUAAAUGCAAAGUAUUUACCGUUUCUUGCUUUUGAAUGAGCUGUUUCAUCUAUUGGAAUGAGCGUUUCCUAAAAAGUUAUGAUCUGUAUAGUAAUAUUUUGCGAAACCCCCCUCCAAAAUAACUACCAGUCACAGGCAUCUCGUGUUGAUAUCUUUUUAUUUGAAAUAUUAUACUCCGUAUAUGUUUAUACUUUAUAUACUUUUGACUUUUGACUAUCUUAGGAAUGACUUUUUAGCUAUGUUUGAACUCAGAAAAUUAUUGAGUUUUUAGAACAAAAAUUAUUAAAUGCAUUCCUUUAGUAGUUCCAAAAUAGGAAGCUAUAAAAACUGCUUUGGGCUUUCACCUUUAUGUCGGUAUGAUCCACAUCCUUUUUACAUUUACAUUUAAGUAAAACGCAAGGUAGCAGAAACGGUAAAAACUAUUCUCAGCUGUGCAGCUACGCGAAAUGUUGCAGAAAUUUGUAACUUGCAACAACAAAUAAAUCUACCUAAAGAAAAUCAGAAAAGGUGUUGCAAUGGAGAUGCAACAGAUCAUUGAAAAAUAUGAAACGGAAAAUAAGGCAUUGACGAAUGCUCUACUAGAAAGAGCUAAACUUAUUGAAAUGACUGGAAAUGAAAUACAGAGACUGAGGGCUUAUCUGCAGAAAAUGCAGCACCAGAACCUUCAACUAGCACAAUCAAAUACACAGAAGCUUGCAGAACUAAAAUUAUGCAGACCGUCGAUAAAAACAUUACAACACGGCCUUGGAUGCAAAAAUGGAAUGCUCAAGGCUAUGAAGUUAGAAGCUGAGCCUAAGAAAGAAACCCAACAUAGAGAGAGAUUCCUAAAUACAAUUCCUGAGGCGCAACCUAUUAGAAGGGAGGAGGAGGACACAGUGGAUGACUUAAACGGGGAUGCAGAUAAAGAUUAUACUGGAUAUCCAAAGUCUAAAAGGAGAAGACAGUCAAAGAAAUUUAGGUUCAGCACCAUCCAAUCAUCAAGUUCAGCCACGUGUGAACACCGAUAGAAAAAGGCUUUCAGUAAGAAAGAUAUCUGGUAGGCUUAAGCAUGAAGAAAUCAAAGAGGAAGAGGAAUGGUUUCAGAUAGAUGAUGAUGAUGAUGAUGCUCAGUUGUCAGUUCAUCCUAAAAGUGAUUGUAAUCCUGUCCUGGAAAAUGUUGAAAACUAUCCAUCUCAAAAUGAAGCAAAAGAUUUGAGGCUAUCAUCUCUAAGUCGACCCUCGAGGCAAGCGGCAAAGAAAGUCCAAUCAUACAAGGAAAUCUCUUUAAAUGUUAAAAUGCGAAGCGAGGGAUGAACAUAACUGUUUUAGUUACCUCAUGUAGGGCUGUUUUAGUUAUCUCAAGUAGAUUUCAUUCCAUCUGUUGUAUUAACAAUUUGGUUAGAACUUAGAAGCCUAGAAUGUGGGGAGAAAAGACUUAUGGAAGAAUUCACAAAUGACAUUUUUCACUAGACUUGACUACUUGAGAUUUAGAUUUUUUCUUGAAGGAGAGGUUUGAGAAUUCUGUAUCGCAAACUUGAGAAAAAAUGCUAAUGCUCUUUAAAUGAAGUUUUUUUUACUUCGUACA